AUGGACGGCGGUGGUUUAAUGAAGAAGAAGAUGAUAAAGAGGAAGGAAAAGGUGGCGGCUAGGGUUUGUGAGUGGCUGGCUCAUCUCAGGCAGCUCUGGUUGGGUUUAGCUUCCGCUGCCCGAACCCUUCUUGAUUAUGAUCCCCGAACACGUCACUAUGGUUACGAUCGCCCUAACCCUAGAGAAGGGUACGAUUCGGGGCAUCGUGACGAAUCCUAUGAUAAUGUAUAUGGAGGAAGAUCGGGUGGAGGAUAUGGAGUCGGAGGGUCGGCUCUUGGAGGUUCAGGCUAUGGAAGUGGUGGAGUAAGGGGUUCGGGAUAUGGUAACGGUGGAGGAAAUGCAUACGGAGGAGGGGUUAGCUCCGGCGUAGGAGGAGCAGGAUAUGGAAGUGGGAGUAGAUAUGGAGGUGGAGAAGAUCAUGGUGUUGGUUACGGUGGUGGGCGAAGUGGAGGUUAUGAAAAUGGAGGCAAUGGUGGGUAUGGGCAAGGAAGAGAUCAUGAUAUCGGCUAUGGAAGUAGAAAUGGAAAUGGAAAUGGAAAUGGAAAUGGGUAUGGAGAUUCCCAUGGAUAUGGAAAUGGUGGAGGAGUCGACGGUGGGUAUGGAAGGGGAGACGGAGUAGGAGGCCAUGCUGGUGGUUCUGGCAUUGGCGCCGGCGGUGGUUACGGAGGCCAUGCUGGUGGUUCUGGAAUUGGGGCCGGCGGAGCUUACGGCAGUGGAGGAGGUCACGGAGGAGAACAUGAUAAUAGCAAAGGAAGUGGAGAAGAAGGAGGUUAUGACGGUGGAUAUGCACUCACAAACUCCAUCUCAAACAAGAAUUGA
Messenger RNA from Cucurbita pepo subsp. pepo (vegetable marrow), 819 nucleotides. Lineage: Eukaryota; Viridiplantae; Streptophyta; Magnoliopsida; Cucurbitales; Cucurbitaceae. The record is from RefSeq and is a predicted model, not a curated record.